CGCCAAUAGCGGAUAAUAAACCGGAGCAAAUUGUACCGUUUCCCUCGAGAGUGAGAAAUGUUGUUGCAUUUCUUAAGUCUGCAAAUUGCCAGCAGCACUUAGCUAACGUAACAUUGUUAGAACAAAUGGUGGGUAAGUUACCGCAUAACCGACAGUUCGACUGGGCGAAGCAUGCUGCGAAUAUACAACCGUAUCCAUCAGUUAAACAUUUUUCUGAGUGGCCUAGCGAGUUGGCUAAAAUAAUUUGUCUUAUGCCGACGAUCAGCACGCAGAGUGGCAGGCAGUCAGCAUCAUCGGGCAAUCCUCGUCGACUGAUGCAUAUUGAGCGGCCAAAGGACUCACUUACUUGCUAUCAGUGUAGUGGUAAGCACAUGCUACCACAGUGUGAUGCGUUUAAGGCAAGAAGUAUUCAAGAGCGGUGGGACCUGGUUAAGGCGCAACAGCUUUGCUUUUCGUGCCUACGCAAGGGGCACACAAAAGUGUUGUGCAAGAAGGAGGUGUAACAUAAGUGGCUGCCAGCGCUAUCACAACCAGCUACUCCACAACGAAGAUGCAACAAUGCAGAUGCUACGCCGAACUACACGAGAGGAUGUCAUUGUGCAGACACUACUAAAUUUUCAAGAAACAUAAAGCGCACAUGGUCAACUGUUUAAAAUAUUGCCAGUCAACAUAUAUGGACCGAAAGGUAAGCGUGAGAUAUUAGCGAUGUUCGACGAGGGUUCGUCAAUUUCAAUAAUGGAAGAGGAAGUGGCCAAGCUAAUCGGAGCCCAGGGUUGCCUGCAUCCACUUACGCUGCAGUGGUAUGACAACAACGUUGUUACCGAACAAACGCAUAAAAUAAGAAUUGAAGUUGAGAAUUGCGCGGCGAAGAGGAAGUUUCUACUGAAGGAGGUAUAUACGGUUAAGAACCUGAACCUGCCAGAGCAGUCUAUGGCCAAGGAAAAUUUUCAGCAUUUGAGAGAUUUGCCGAUAAAAAACUACUGUCGUGCGAAGCCAGUUUUGCUCAUCGGGCUAAAGCAUGUAUACCUUGGUGUGACCUCAGCAACAGUGCAAGCCGACAUCGACAGCCCGCUAGCUGUAAAAACACUACUAGGCUGGGUCGCGUACGGCCCAACCAAGCUACCUACAACAUUGAAUCCCCGUGUUUUGUUGGUGAAAGAAUAUCAGCAACUAAACGACUUAGUACAAGAGUACUUCGCAGCAGACAGCUUUAGAGUAAAGCAAUGGCCGAAAAACGCUUACUGACAGUGGAGCGCCAAAUGAAGAACGAUGCCGAGUUUGGUACACGAUACAAACAAGAGAUGGCUAAGUACGUGAUCAAAGGGUAUGCAAGAAAGUUAAGCCGUGAAGAAGCCAGAGAGCCACACCAAAAUGCUUGGUACUUACCUCACUUUGCCGUAUUCAACCAGCAUAAGCCCGAAAAGACGCGAA
Molecule: messenger RNA, 1431 nt
Organism: Rhagoletis zephyria (snowberry fruit fly)
Lineage: Eukaryota; Metazoa; Arthropoda; Insecta; Diptera; Tephritidae
Source: RefSeq, a predicted model, not a curated record